Molecule: messenger RNA, 5191 nt
Organism: Rubroshorea leprosula
Lineage: Eukaryota; Viridiplantae; Streptophyta; Magnoliopsida; Malvales; Dipterocarpaceae
Source: the annotation of a GenBank genome assembly
GCCACGCGAAGGCUGCAGUUACCAGGUUGUAUUAUUUCAUUUCUAUGUUCGAAAUGCCCUUACAUUUGAUUUACUUGCUCAAAGCAAUGUUAGGUGAUUGAGUUACAUAGGUUAUGUAUUGAUUGGUUAUGUUGUUGUGAUGGGUAAUGUUGAGAUACCCAAAUGGCUUAAAGGGUUGCCAUUGGCGCCUGAAUUUCGUCCAACUGAUACAGAAUUUGCAGACCCAAUUGCUUAUAUUUCAAAAAUUGAGAAGGAAGCUAGUGCUUUUGGUAUUUGUAAGAUUAUCCCACCAUUGCCAAAACCAUCCAAGAAGUAUGUUUUUGGCAAUUUGAACAAGUCACUUACAAAGUGCCCGGAUUUGGGUAGUGAUGUGGAUAUGCCAACUGCCUGUUCUCCAUCAAAAAUAGGUUCUGCAGACAGUGGUACUGAGGGGGAGGUUAGGGCGGUAUUUACCACUAGGCAACAAGAAUUGGGACAGAGUGGGAAGAGAGUGAAAGGGGUAGCUGAUAUUCCACUGCUUGGUGUACAUAGGAAAGUGUGGCAAAGUGGAGAGAUUUAUACAUUGGAACAGUUUGAGGUCAAGUCCAAGGCUUUUGCAAAAAGUCUGCUGAGUACAAUAAAAGAUGUUACCCCAUUGGUUAUAGAGGCUUUGUUUUGGAAGGUGGCUUCAGAGAAGCCUAUAUAUGUUGAAUAUGCAAAUGAUGUGCCUGGGUCAGGUUUUGGAGAACCAGAAGGUCAAUUUCGUUAUUUUCAUAAGAGAAGGAGGAGGAGGAAGAGGAUGUCUUACAGGAGGAGAGAAAGUUUUGACUGUGAGAAAAAUGAAGUGGCUAAUCCAAGCAAUUCUCACAAUGAUGAUAUCAAAGAUGCUUCAAUUAAAAGUGAUGCAAAAACAUGUUUAAAAGUACCUGGGUCAUCCAUGUCUACAUCAACUACUGCAUCAGAUGAAAAUUCUCAUUCUAGACGAAGACAUGUACAUGCUACAAAUGAUGUAGAGGGAACUGCUGGUUGGAAGCUUUCAAACAGUCCCUGGAAUCUUCAAGUAAUUGCACGUUCACCAGGUUCGCUGACGUGUUUUAUGCCAGAUGACAUUCCUGGUGUUACUUCUCCAAUGGUUUAUAUUGGGAUGUUAUUUAGCUGGUUUGCCUGGCAUGUUGAAGACCAUGAGCUUCACAGCAUGAAUUUUCUUCACACCGGUUCUUCAAAGACUUGGUAUGCUGUUCCAGGAGAUGAUGCAUUAGCUUUUGAGGAAGCUAUCCACAUGAAGGCUUAUGGUGGUAAUAUGGACCGCUUAGCUGCUUUAUCAUUACUGGGGGAGAAGACAACUCUUGUAUCACCUGAGCUAGUUGUUGCAUCUGGCAUUCCUUGUUGUAGGUUAGUACAGAAUCCUGGUGAAUUUGUUGUGACUUUCCCGAGGGCUUACCAUGUAGGAUUCAGCCAUGGUUUUAAUUGUGGGGAAGCUGCAAACUUUGGAACUCCACAGUGGCUUCAAGUAGCUAAAGAAGCUGCAGUGCGGAGAGCUGCUAUGAACUAUCUGCCAAUGCUUUCUCAUCAGCAGUUGCUAUAUGUGUUGACCAUGUCUUUUAUUUCAAGAGUGCCAAGAUCUUUGCUACCAGGUGCUCGAAGUUCUCGUCUAAGAGAUCGCCUCAAGGAAGAUAGAGAGUUGUUAGUGAAGAAGGCUUUUAUAGAAGAUAUGCUACAUGAAAACAACUUGUUAUCUAUUCUUCUUGGAAGAGGAUCAACCUGCCGAGCAGUAAUUUGGGAACCUGAGUUACUCUCUUAUCCCAGUAAAGACUCUGAAUAUCCCAGUGGAAACACUGCUGUUUCUACAGUAAAGCAAGAAACUGUUACUGAUAUCCAUUCUGAAAAUAAAAAUCAGUGUAACCUUUUAGAUGAGAUGAGCCUCUACAUGGAAAGGCUGAAUGAUUUAUAUUUAAAUGAUGAUGAUUUAUCGUGUGACUUCCAACUUGAUUCGGGGACGCUGGCAUGUGUGGCUUGUGGAAUUCUGGGUUAUCCAUUUAUGUCUGUGGUACAGCCAUCUGAGAGAGCAUCAAUGGAACUUCUAUCUGGAGAUCAUAUUUCUUGUCAAAGUCCAACAGUAUCAGAAGUUAAGACUUCUCUUUCCCAUCAAGAUAUGGCUUGCACCGUUGAGGGCUCUGUUUCAGGUUCUCUACCUCCAGAGGAUGUUCCUUUACCAUCAAUAAACAUGUGUAAGGGAUGGAAUACUUCCAAUAAAUACCUUAGACCUCGAAUUUUCUGCCUGGAGCACACUGUUCAAAUUGGAGAGCUAAUGCAGUCUAAAGGUGGAGCAAAUAUGAUGGUAAUAUGCCACUCAGAUUACCAAAAAAUCAAGGCUCAUGCUGCCGUCAUUGCAGAGGAAAUUGGUAGCACUUUCAAUUACAAUGAUGUUCCAUUAGAUACUGCUUCUGAGGAAGAUUUAAACUUGAUCAAUAUUGCAAUCGAUGAUGAACAUGCUGAAUGUGGUGAAGACUGGACAUCAAAACUUGGUGUUAACUUGCAACACUGUGUCAAGGUCAUAAAGAACUCCCCAUCCAAGCAAAUUCAACAUGCACUGCCAUUGGGUGGACUGUUCUCUGAGAAAAGUUGCAGUUCAGAUUUGUCAAACAUCAAAUGGACGUCCAGAAGAUCUCGUUCAAAAGCUAAAUUAGAUCAUCCAUUCCGCCCUAAACAAUGCAGUAGUGUUGAAUUGAAAAAGGAUGUAGUAUUGGCAGAAAAGGUGGAUGGCAAUAUCAUUAAAAAAGAACAAAAAAUUAUCCAAUAUUCAAGGCGGAAGAAGUCAAAACUUAAUUGUUUUACUGGAGUGAGUAGGGGCCUUGAGUGCCCUAAUAAGGACCUUGCAAUGGAACAGUCAGCUGCUAAAUGUGGGUUUUCUGACAUGCCUGGUAGAAUAGUUGAAGUCACCAACCAAAUGAGCAUGACUUCUGCUUCACACCUUGCUGAUUCACCUGCUAUUGCCAACUUAGUUGCAGGAAGUUUAGAGAUAGUUGGAAAUCAAAUAUCAGAGGCCUUGAACAUAAGGGGAAAUGCUUGUAAUUUGGCAGCCUGCAAUAAUUCUGAGAUGCAAGUCAAAAUCAAGGUCACUGACAGAAUCAGUGAGAAUAAUGAACAUUCUUUCUCUGAUAAAUUUUCUACUUCAUAUGCCAGUAUAACUGAGGAAAGACUUGGGGAGAAUGUUAGAAUUUCUAGGGAAGCUGGUGAUGGAGUUUCUGAAGAACUGCGUGAAGGACUGCCCAGCAGGAGUGUGUUGAUACACAAGGAUCAUUAUACUGUUAACUCAGCAGGUUUACUUGUUUCUGACUCUUCUGCAGCAAGAGCUAAUGCAAAAUUGGAGGGUGAGGAGGCUUAUGUGAAUAGUGGGGUUCAUGAUAUUAUCACUUCUGAUACUAAACUGCAGCAAGAAAUACAAGCUACUCUCCAAGGUCACAAUGGGGAGAACGUUUCAUGUGACAAUAAGCUGAUAAUGGAUAAGCCUAGCUCUUCUUCCAUAUGUGAGAGUAGUGAACAUUUGAUGAAUGUCUCUGCUGCUGCUGAUUUCUCCAUUGGUUUGUCCUUGGAAGAUAAAGCAUGGGAAGCAAGCAAGACUACAAAUGAAAGCAAGGUGGAACCAGUUCUGAGUUCUGUCACACCCACAAAAUGUGCUGAUUCUGUUUUGAUGGAGAAAAUUCUCAAUGUUCCAAAACAGCCCCAUGCUAUGGCUGAUUCAUCCAGUGGUCUUUCUGUAGAGAACAAAGUAACACCACAUGAAAUCCAGAUGGAAGAUGCGAGCAAGCCUGAAACACACUCAAAUUCUGUUGCAAAAAUGGCAGUUGAUAAGCCAUUUAUUUUGUCAUUGAAAGAGAGAAUCAGUGCUGAGGAAGACCUUCAUACCGAUGUGACUUUGGACAUUGAAGUUCAGCAAGAAAUUCAGGAUGCAAAAGGAGCCAAUGUUAUUUCUAGUUCCAAUAUGCAACUUAAACAAAAGCAACUCUCUCCCACAUUAGCAGAAGCAUGCUCUGAAGUUCCAAUGGAGCCCUGUGCUAGAGAAAUGUUGUGUGCUAAUCCAAUCAAUGAUGAUGACAGAUCUGAAAAGGACUUGACCGCAAAAGAAAUUGAUGAAGAAGAAUCUGUUUCUUGCUGUGUUACACCAAUAAAUGAGCCUACUCCUAAUUCAAUUCAAAAGUAUUCGAGAAUUCAGAAAGAGAAAUGUGCUACCGAGAACAUGCAUCAUGGCAGUGAAGCUUCAUCAUCACCAGACAGUAGAGAAAAUGUGAACAUUGAGCCUGCCGUGGAAGAUGGCAUAUCAAGUGCUUCAAAUGAAAGAAAAAGGAAGAGAGAAGUGGAGCACAAGGCAGAAAAGAAGUUCAGCAACAAUGGCUUUAUUAGGAGUCCAUGUGAAGGAUUGAGGUCAAGGGCUACGAAAGAUGCAGCUGCUGUGGUUGAUAUUAGCAGUACAAUGCAAAUGAAGCUCAAUAAACAGGAGGUGAGGGAGCCUUCAAUUUCCAUCCAGAAAAAGCAAAAAAAUGCAAAAGCAGUUCGGAAAGAGUCUCAUAAGUGUGACAUAGAAAACUGCCGCUUGAGUUUUGAGACAAAGGAAGAGCUGCGGUUACACAAACGCAACCGGUGCCCACAUGAAGGCUGUGGAAAGAAGUUCCGGUCCCACAAAUAUGCAGUCCUUCAUCAACGUGUUCACGAGGAUGAUAGGCCUCUCAAGUGCCCGUGGGAGGGUUGUUCAAUGUCAUUCAAAUGGGCAUGGGCAAGGACUGAGCAUAUAAGAGUGCACACUGGAGAGAAGCCAUACCACUGCAAAGUUGAAGGCUGCGGCCUCUCUUUCAGGUUUGUAUCAGAUUUUAGCCGACAUAGACGAAAAACGGGGCAUUAUGUGGACUCAUCAUCCUGAAAGCUUAUCUUUGUAACUAGAGUGGUUCUGUGCUAUAUAUGGUGGGCAAAAGAUUGGGACCUUUGACAGACCCCAGAAUCAUGUACAAUGUUGAGUUUUUCAUCUUAGGUACAGGUUUUAGGGUUAGACUAAUCCUUUUGUAGGUGCAGCAUUCUCCAAUCUUACGAAUGCAGUUAGUUAUAGUUGAACAUUGAACAUGAACACCCUGUUCUGAGUUUCUCUCAAUUAUUACAUGUCAAUGUCUUCCGGACAGGACCAUUAUUUUCUCUAUGAAAUCUCCAAAAUCAUGUUUUUAGU